Marchantia polymorpha subsp. ruderalis is the source of this 3837-nucleotide messenger RNA. The record is from the annotation of a GenBank genome assembly. Lineage: Eukaryota; Viridiplantae; Streptophyta; Marchantiopsida; Marchantiales; Marchantiaceae.
GAGCAUCGGGCAUGGGGCCGGACGCCGAUGUGAGCCCCGAGCGAGCACCAGAUCCAAGGAUCGAUCCUUGGAUCCAAUUCUGCCUCCCUCGCUCUCUUGCUCUCUUGCUCCCUUUUCCUUCGAUCUGCUGCUCACGCAAUUCGGCUCCCGAUUUGGCGCGCCAUUUCGAUCCGAUUCGAGGGAUAUGGCUCUUGCGUCAUCUGUGCUGCGAUGGCGACAGCCGGAGCGAUUGGUGGACUCGAGGGUUUGAUUGAUCGUCCUCGCGUGUAAUUAAUUAGCGGGAGGAAGAAUGCGGGUCACUCGAUUUAGGGACGUGCGGAUUUCCGAGGGCUGGCCUCUUUGGUUCCGCGCACUUAGAGUGAUCGCUUUUAGCUCGCCGUGGAACCUGAGCACUUGGGCCGACGCGGUCGUUCCUGUUUGCUGAAGUUCUUGCAAGGAAUCGACAUCCAUGCCUUCUGCAACUGCCAGAUUGUGUCCGGAAGUGAGAGUUAAGACGGUCGGUCAUGGGGACGGGAAAUUGUCAUACGACGCGCUCCAGGUACCUUGGGGAAUUUCGAGUAAUGUGGCUGGCAUGGCUGGGCGCAACUGUCAUGAUCCUCGUUGUUCUGGGGCUUCACGGGAGCAGUUUACUUUUCUGAUUCCAUUGGGAGAUCUGGUUGUCUUGAUGAUGCCUUGAUGGAUCCUCUCUAUGGAUGGCUGGAAGGCCCAGUUCGCCCACAAUUUGGAUGGAGAUUUUCCAGAGAAUCAUGUAAUGCCGCCACGCCGAUGCCGAAGGCGCUUUGGUUCUUGACACUUGCCAUUCUAAUGCUGGGAUUACACGCUGUGGAUGCCAAAGGUUUUGAGCACUCCUCUGUCAAUGCCACCGCCAGUCCGGUCGGUUCUGGCAUCGACAACGUGACCACGCCCUUGGGCGUUGCAUGUCUACCCUCGGGAUCUUGCGGCUCCAGAAGGCUGUUACAGGAGGAUGCACUGUCCGGCUACUUCGCAUCAUCUCAUGAGACGCACUAUUAUAAGCAUCUAUAUAGGCGUCGUCCGAUGUCGAGUUAUAAGCUGACGGGGAGAAUACCUCGCAAAGAUCCCUUGGACAAUUUCCAUGUUUAUGAUGGUGGAUUCAAUGUCACGGACAAGCAUUACUGGAGUUCUGUUGCGUACACGGGCAUAUGGGGAUAUGUCUUGGCUUGUAUAUGCCUGGUCACUGCCAUUAUCUACUGCUUUCUGUACUGUUGCGGUUGUGCCGAUCAGUCGUAUGAAGACAGUGUUUCUGGCUACAAAGGGGUGCAAAGGAACGGACCACUGAUCAGCAUAUGCAUCUUCAGCUGCAUUGCUAUAAUAGCGGCUGGAGUGAUUUACUGGGGAAAUGCCAAAUUAGGGCAACAGCUCCGAGCUACAGCUGGCACGCUGCUCACGGCCACUGACGGCAUUCAAAGUGAGAUCAACAACGCGUUGAGCAUGGUGCAAGUGGCAUCCAUGUUUCCUAUCAGUCAGCAAGGCAGCUCACAGCAGUUUCUGCAGGCAUGCGUGAACCUUGGCAACACUUUUAAUAACCUCCAGAAGAAAGUGAAGAAGAACAAGGAUCGAGUGUACAGAAUAUUUGACAACGUGAAGGUGGCUUUGACGGUCGUCUCAGCCGUCCUCGCCGUGUUUGUAGUUCUAGGACUUGCUGGAACCAUCGGGAGUUGGCGAUAUCUGCUGAUAAUAACAUUUGGUCUGAUGAUGAUACUGCUGUUCGCAUCCUGGAUCAUGGCAGGUGUAAGUUUUGCAUUGACCAAUGUUGCCAACGAUGCUUGCCAGAUUAUGAACGAAUAUGACGAAAACCCCCAGAAUUCCAGUAUCUCUAAGUAUCUGCCUUGUCUGAGCAACUCGGACGCCGAUAAGGCUCUAGCCGGAGCCAAGGAAGCCAUCAAAAGCCUGGUCACUCAAGCCAAUGUUGCCAUAGACUGGGUGAAUCGCGAAGAAUCGCGCCUUUCUUCCAAGCGAAGUCAGGCGGCAGAGUUUGUUCUACCCAGAGUUUGUGACCCUUACGGACCCCCACCCAGCUACAACGAUAGCCUCUGCUUAUCGGGAGAGACAUCCUUCGGAGACUUCGAAAAGGUAUACGGCCCAUUCCGGUGCGAGAAUGACAAUCUGACGCACUGCUUCGAGCAAGACACGCCCAUCCCGAAUUUCGCGUACGAGGAGGCCGACAUGGCCAUGAACGCGUCGAACAUCGUGUACCGAAUGCUGCCGACGAUCUUCCGGAUAAUCACGUGCAAUUUUGUCAAGGUUACGUUUGAGGACAUUCUGUUCCACAACUGCAGGCCGCUGCGACGAUCGCUGACGACAUUGUGGGGCGGAUUCAUCGUCGCCUCGCUCGCCAUGAUGCCGCUGCAGAUUUGCUGGGCCGUGCUCACCCGGCACAUCGGCAAGGACCGCGAAGGCUUCCGCACCCGGACGUAUUCCAUGCCGGAUAACAUCGUGCGGCGCAUCAUGGGCGGCGGCUCGCCGCUCGCCCCGGCAUCCCGAGCCGGCACCCCGGCCACCCCUGCCCGAGCCGGCACCCCUGCCUCCCGGGUCGGCACGCCCUCGGGCGCGCUGCCCCCGGGCCCCCCGUCCGGCGCGACCGGGGGCUCCCACAGGAACCAGGGCUUCGGCUGAGAGUAGCCCCCCCGCGCUGCCCUCCAGCGUCCGAUCCCCAUCCUGCCAGCGGGGCCAAUCAUGCGGCAGUCAGUGCUUCUCUGCUCCGAAUUUGUCGUUUUAGGCCAGCGCCUGGUGGGCCCCAGCAGGAGAACAUUCUCUCUCCCCCGACGGGCGUUCGGGCCCCCCUUUCCUUUGCUGCUAACGGCAGGCAGGCUCUGCGUGGCGCCAUCAGUACACAGAUCUCAUGGGGUUGCAAUCGAGAGCCCGAAGGUCGAGCUCCGAGACCUCGGCAGUCAUGGACUCCGAAUUUGGGAGUCUACAGCCACUUCGAGUCCUUCCUUCGGGCCGUGGCAGAUAUGUCGAUGACAGACAGCAGCAGCGGGCGGGCGGGCGGGCGGAAAGGGACUGCUGCCAUGUUCAACACACGACGAGAAUUAAGAAGAUGAAGAAGACGAUAUGCCCACUGGCCUGGCAAAGAAGUUUUCUGGGUGGCAAUAGUCACUGCACCCCUCGACUUCACUCGGUGAGAAGUCAAUCGUGUGGAGGAAAUGCUGCGCUUGGUUUGAUCGAGCGCAAAUCAGAGCACGGCGUGGACGACAACCAAAACUCCCUGAUCUGGAUGGAAGUCUCCCGCCUCUUCGGCCACAACUCGUCCUCAGCUGAAUCGAGAGUCUGCGCCGAUGAAGAGGAGAAUGAGUGUCCGAUAACCGCAACGGUUGUUCACUUGCCAUGUGUGUGUGCAACGAGACCACAAGGCUUCUGAUCGAAAGAGGUGGGAGAUAAAUCCGGAGACUCUAAGGGGCCUUGCAAGUAAGUGAACCUGAGUGCCCGCAUCUCAGAGAGUGUCAAUUUGGCGUGCUCCUCCUCUACCAUCAGCCCUCACUGCGAGUGCCCAGCCAAGCACGCGGUGCGGAAGAAUUUGAGAGACGCAAUGCUGGAGACGAAGGACAUGUUGUGCUCGGCGUUCUCAGCUGUCAGUCACCACGGUCCGUCGUGGGUAGAAGGAUCUCUACAUCCGGCUCCACAGCUCCUGUAUUGAUUAGAGAGAAGCCAUGCAUAUUUAUCCCGAGGCAUCUGCGCAGUCUGAGAGCUGUGAUCGUGGAAGGAAUUUUGGUAUCAGGUAGAGAGUUACAGGUCUCCUCCCUGAGAUGGAGAAGCACCUCAGAGAGAGAGAGAGAGAGAGAGAGAGAGAGAGAGAGAGAGAGAGAGAGAGAGAUAAUU